UUUCCUUCUUUCAGCAGCCAGUACAGUUCUAAAGUUAUAUGCAGCAACUUCUGAUAGCCUCUUAAACAGUGAAGUUACAGACCUUUUUCCAGCCAUCACCAUUAAUUGUUUAAUUGAUUUUACAUUCAAAAAUGGAGUACAAAUGGUCUGUCCUCUUUACAAUAUUGGCUUUUAUAUUAGUGCUUGUGAAUUGUAUCGAGUACUCUUCGUUGAAUGAGCCAUACAACAUUGGAGGUUCGCUUCUGAAGCCCUGUCCUUUGUGCAACACGAAUCGAAAGCCAGGGCCAGGUUCACCGGGAACCCAGUCGUGCUGUGAUUCAUCCCAAGGCGUAAAAUUAGUGGUACAGGGUGCAAAAAGAGGAGCACUUGAUCCAAACAAACCAGGAAGUUGCUGUCACGGUGCCGUUCGGGACUACUUGAAGACCGAUCAGUUUGAGAACAUGUUCUCAAAGCGUAACUCGCUUGAGGUUGAGGCCCAUGCAAAGGGAUUUUGGGACUACCAGUCUUUCAUCACUGCUUCUGCUCACUACCAACCCUAUGGCUUUGGUACUACCUACAUGAACCGGACGUUCUUUGGGACCAAGGAGGUUGCAGCUUUUCUCGCCCAUGUUGCCACCAAAACCUCCUGUGAAAAUAAAGUGGCCACCAAUAUGGAAAAAUUAGAACGGGGUUUAUGCUAUAACAAGGAAAAGAAUUCCAACCCAAAUUACUGUGAUGAGCGCUACAAAAAGUCUUAUCCAUGUGCUCCUGGAGUUGCAUAUUAUGGUCGGGGUGCUCUACCUAUCUAUUGGAACUACAAUUAUGGAGAAGCAGGUAAAGAUUUGAAGGUGGAUUUGUUGAACCAUCCAGAAUACAUUGAGCAAAAUUCCACGUUAGCCUUCCAGGUUGCAAUUUGGAGGUGGAUGAUGCCAAUUAAGAAGCAUCAGCCUUCAGCACAUGAUGUGUUUAUUGGUUACUGGACACCCACUAAGAAUGACACUUUGGCCAAGAGAGUUUCUGGUUUUGGAGCUACCAUGAAUGUGCUCUAUGGAGAUCUUGUUUGUGGUAAAGGUGAUAAUGAGUUCAUGAACAACAUCAUCUCCCAUUACCUAUAUUACCUUGAUCUUAUGGAUGUUGGCCGAGAAGCAGUUGGGCCUCAUGAUGUGCUUAGUUGUGCGAAGCAAGUUGUUUUCAAUCCAUCCUAUUCCUCAUCUCCUUGAGCUUUGUUUGGUAUUAAUAGUAUGUCCCUUGUUGAACUAAUCCUUUUGUAAUAUCAUUAAUAAAAAAAAAGAGUUUGUUCAAACAUGAAGGGAGUAAGAGUUUGUUUAAACUAUUUGUAGUGAUUGGCUUUUGCUAGUACUGUUUUGGAAGUCUUUCUAUUUCAAUUUUCUAAGUUGUAGAAUUUUUUGGUGUAGAUUGUAUAUGAGCCUUUCUAUAAUUGUAUAAUAUGUAUUUUAGUUGUGAAAUCUUGAAAUAUAUUCCAUUUUACUGUUCUUUUGUUUUAU
This is a messenger RNA of Quercus lobata, 1484 nucleotides long. RefSeq names its product chitinase-like protein 1. Gene Ontology annotation, molecular function: chitinase activity. Gene Ontology annotation, biological process: chitin catabolic process; cell wall macromolecule catabolic process. The record is from RefSeq and is a predicted model, not a curated record. NCBI's taxonomy places the organism in Eukaryota, Viridiplantae, Streptophyta, Magnoliopsida, Fagales, Fagaceae. The coding region runs from base 132 to 1199 and encodes 355 amino acids. The transcript is spliced from 3 exons.